Messenger RNA from Haliotis rubra (blacklip abalone), 432 nucleotides. RefSeq names its product transformer-2 protein homolog. The record is from RefSeq and is a predicted model, not a curated record. The coding region runs from base 1 to 432 and encodes 143 amino acids. The transcript has a single exon. Lineage: Eukaryota; Metazoa; Mollusca; Gastropoda; Lepetellida; Haliotidae.
AUGUCCAACAAUCGCUAUAGGAAACUCCAGCGAUCCAACAAUCGCUAUGGGAAACUCCAGCAAUCCGACAAUCGCUAUGGGAAGCUCCAGCGAUCCAACAAUCGCUAUGGGAAACUCCAGCGAUCCAACAAUCGCUAUGGGAAACUCCAGCGAUCCAACAAUCGCUAUGGGAAGCUCCAGCGAUCCAUCAAUCGCUAUGGGAAACUCCAGCGAUCCGACAAUCGCUAUGGGAAACUCCAGCGAUCCGACAAUCGCUAUGGGAAACUCCAGCGAUCCAACAAUCGCUAUGGGAAACUCCAGCGAUCCAACAAUCGCUAUGGGAAACUCCAGCGAUCCGACAAUCGCUAUGGUAAACUCCAGCGAUCCAACAAUCGCUAUGGGAAACUCCAGCGAUCCGACAAUCGCUAUAGGAAACUCCAGGCACAGUUAUGA